This is a messenger RNA of Penicillium angulare, 2892 nucleotides long. RefSeq lists its product as uncharacterized. The transcript has 3 exons. The coding region runs from base 1 to 2892 and encodes 963 amino acids. Lineage: Eukaryota; Fungi; Ascomycota; Eurotiomycetes; Eurotiales; Aspergillaceae. The record is from RefSeq and is a predicted model, not a curated record.
AUGGUGAAAGCCGACGUACGGCGAGAUUACUAUGCGGAUCUGGGGUUAGCCCCCAGCGCGGAGUCUGAAGAAAUAAAAAAACAAUUCAGGAAACUUGCCCUCAAAUUCCACCCCGAUAGAAACCCAGGAAGGGAGCAAGAGUUCAUCGCCAAAUUUCAAGCUAUCCAGGCAGCACAUGAGAUCCUCAGUGACUCACAACAACGGAUAAAGUACGAUACGAACCGACUGCGCGCAGGAUAUGGCAAGUUUUAUGGACCGCCAAGAACGAAUACGCAGAGGAAACCACCACCCACCCAAGCGUCAACCGCGUCCGCUAGACCUACACCUACAAAGCCAACAUACUCUCAGUGGAAUGAAGCGAACAGGGCGCAGACUGGACCUUCGGCUGGCGCGCAACGUUAUUCAGCCCAUGCCCGCGCGGGGCCACAACAAUGGCAGAAGAAGCAGGAUGAUGCGCAAACGAGGGCCGACGCGUUCAAGGGCUUUUCAGGUAUGAGGGGAUCCAACGCGGGAUCAUGGCGCCCAUUUGAUCCUCAGACUGGCCGUUCACCGACUGGCACUACGGCCGGUGGUACACCAAGACAACAAAAUACGCCAUUUGGAGCUCAAAGACCAAAAUCAGCGUAUGAAUUCUUCAAGGACAAUGCCAGGACAUCGAGCUCUACUAGUCCCAAUUCAGCAAAGAAAAAGCACGGAUUCGCACCAGGCACUGCUGGAGGAGAUGAGCCGCAAGCGAGGAAUACUUCUGCGUAUACCCAUAACCGAAGUGAUCGUCCCAGCAGUAUGUACUUCGACUCUGUACCAUCACCAACUGCAAAAAAACCCCCACCGGCACCUGAACCUCCUCAGUUCCCUGAAGAGUUUGAGCGUAACAGGAGAGGCUAUGCAGCUACAUCAGGAGAAAAGACGUUCUUCUCAAACAGCCCCCUUGGUCGAUCAGAGAGUGCACGUACGCCUUCAGGAAGCUUUCGGGCCUCCAGCUCGCGCACGAAACCACCUAAUCACGCCAACACAAGUUCGAAUGGAAAACGCCGGAGCGCCAGCCCCAAGCCCGAUAGGAAGAAACCUGUUUACGACAUCUCAUCUGGAACGAGCUCGGAUGAAUCAGGUGAAUCGGAGAAUUUCGCGCCAAUGCCUAAACAUAGUUCAUCCAAGGGUAAACCCAAGGCUGUCCCCAAGUCUCGACUCAGACCUAACCAAAAGUUUUCCGACUUUUAUCGUGGAGGUGAUUCUAGCACUGGAACUGGUGAGGAACCUUCUCGUAGCGGACAAAACAGCCAACGAUCCCAGCCAACGCCAACCCCGGCAAAUACAGGCACACGGAGACCUCGACGGCAGCCAUCAUAUGUGGACUUGACGGCUGACAGCGAUGAAAACAAAGGCCAUAAUUCCGACAGUGCAGCGUUUCCUCGAGGCUCGACACGUCCCCAACAGCCUGCCCAAGAUCAAGGCUCUAAUACCCGACCCGACUCUUCGAAAAAAGCUACGAUGCCCUCCUUCGCCGGCUUUGAGAGUCGAAGCUCUAGCGAUGCAAACAAUCUCCACAAGAAAUUCUCCGCAGAAGACUGGAGAGAUCACUUAGAGAACGUUGACUUUCUCGGUGCUUCCGCAUACUCCACCCGCAAAUCCCCUAAUUCGAAAUCCCAGACACAAUCCAAUUCUAGGAAUGAUUCCGCAGAAUCCAUACCUUUGGCAGGGUCGCCCAGCCUGAACCCUUUUGGCCCCCUCAAUGAAUCAUCUCAAUCAAAAUCACAGCAGGCACCCACCCCAUUCGCACAGGCAAAGUUUUCGGCCGACGAAUGGGCCAAACAGCUUAACAAUCUUUCUUGGAAUGUCCCUGAGCCCUCCAGGGCACGACAAUCGGCAAAUACCCCACCUUUAGCUCGGAGUCCCAGGAAACAAUCUAAGACAGGAAGUAAAGUGCGCCCUACUCCCCAAGCUGCGAGUGUGGCAUCUGAGGCGGAGGAAGCCAAGGAAACUGUCAAUGGUCAUCAGACACCUCCUAUGCCUGAGCAACCAGUGCCUACGGAGGCAGAGGCUAUGGAUAUUGAUGAUGAAUUACCACCGUCUAAUUCAGAGAAGAAGGAAUCUAAGAAUGCAAGCUACCCAGACCUUAAUUCACAUGCAGCCCCGGGUACCACAUCCAACGGCACAGUUCCCCCUCAACAAAACCCAACUACACCUCCACCACGGGCGGAAAACAAGUCAAAUGGAGAAGCACAAAUCCCCUUGUUCAAUCUCGAUAACCUCAGUAAAACGGCACCGUUCACCAAUACCAACAGUAGCGGGAUCGACAACCUCAACGAUGUCCAUGCAACAUUACCCUUUGAAUCCCGCGCUAAACAACCAACCACAACAAACCAUGACAUUCGUCCUCGAGAGUUGAGCCUUCCCAACCCUCCUAAACGACCCUGGGCCCCUCAAUUAGUUCCAAUGGGACCAAACUCACAGGUUCUCCCAUUGGAGAAAUGGCAAUACUACGUCUCAGCAAUGAGCACCUACAUCCACGAUUGGAACAACUUCAACCGUCGCAUGCUCCUCCAUUUCAAUACACGCCAAGAAGCCGUCGAAACGGGUCUUUCGCCUAACUGGAUCAGCGCCGUCGGAGACUCCGCCCGUCUAGACAUAAACGGGGACGAUGACGAUACUGACAGCGAGAAGAAAAAUGCUGAUUACUCCGAGCUGGAUGAGUACCUUAUCCCCGGACGUGCGAAAGGUGGCUUCAGCGCCUAUAGGCGUGGCAUUGAGGAUGAUAUGCUAGUGCGGAAGCAUUGGGAUGUUGCGUGUGAGAUGCACCGCGACUGUAUAGUUGACCUUGGUCGACUCCGUGAAUGGAUCAGGAAUGGCGGGAAAGUUGUUUCUUUUGCCCCGCGUCCGCAGUAUGACAUAUGA